Messenger RNA from Medicago truncatula (barrel medic), 1020 nucleotides. RefSeq names its product putative protein TPRXL. The transcript has 4 exons. The record is from RefSeq and is a predicted model, not a curated record. Gene Ontology annotation, biological process: response to abscisic acid. The coding region runs from base 1 to 1020 and encodes 339 amino acids. Lineage: Eukaryota; Viridiplantae; Streptophyta; Magnoliopsida; Fabales; Fabaceae.
AUGCCUUACCCGGAACGCACGUUGAAACAUGUUGAUACGAAACCACGAAGUCCUACAAUUGCUACCAUGGAACAAUUCCUCCGAGGUAAUUGGGAUUCCUCUAGGAUGUCACCAACCUACUCUCCCACCUCUCCUUCCCCUUCUUCUCCUUUCUUUGAGAGGAUGAAGAACCAUGACCCUGAAGAAGAUCAAAGUCUCUAUCAGAGAAAAUCUGUUCUCGCCAAAGUGAAGGAGAGGGCCAGGAAAUUAGUAUUGCGUAACAGCCUCAGCAGGAAAAGACAGGACGACGAUAAUAUCACUCCAUCUUGGGGCGUUAGCUUAGAAGACGAAGAAGGAGAAGAAGAAGAAGAUGCCGAGUACCUUGGAGCUCCAAUCUAUGAAUCAGAGUUGGCACCAGAUGAAUACAAAGAAAAUGCAAGACAACAUCCAAGAGCGAAUCCAGUAAUAUCCGAGAAGCGCGUUUUGAAGAUAGUGAAACCAGGAGAGCAAGAUCAAGAAAAUGCACUUAGUCCUAUCAAGUCCCCAACAACAAGAACAACAUUUCCUCAACUUGCACCAAUAACUACAAAUAGUUCAAAUCAGAACAUGACAAUGACUAAUCAGAAACCAACACUAUCCAACGUUGAAGGAUCAAAUGCAUCAUCUCAUUCUGCACCCUCAAAAUAUGGUGUUUGUUCUAUAACCCCUGUUGCUCCUCUUAGUUCAUCAAUGAUGCAAAAUUCAUCAUCAUCAUCUUCAUUUUCAUCUGCUCCAUCGAGUGCGAAGAAUACUAUUAGCCCUAAAAGUUCAUAUCCUUCUCAAGCAUUAAUGAGUCCUAGAAGAAGUAGUUCUAAUGGUAUUGGUGUGAUAGAGAAGGUGAAAGGAGCUGUGAAUUCUUUUCUAAGAAAUGAUGUACAACCACAACAGAAAAAUGUUGUAAAAAAUCCUAUAACACAUACUAAUUCUUCACAAAGAAACAACACUACUCAAGAAGUUGGUCAAGGAGUUGAGAACCGUGGGAGACUUCUUCAGACAAAUUAA